CAGUCGACCGGCUUGUACGUGCCGCUCGCGACGCCCUCCCUUGGAAACUUUACGCGAGUGCAGUGACAGUGAGUGAGCAUGCCCGCCCGCGCCGUGGCCCUCCUAGCCACCGCGGCCCUCGCGCUAGCCGCUACCCCGUCCGACCCUUGCAUGGAGGAUGGCCGUCCGCGUCGCUGUAUCCCUGAUUUCGUUAAUGCUGCUUUUGGAACUCCUGUUGUUGCUUCUUCCAUCUGCGGAAGACGAGGUCCUGAGCGACUCUGUGACCCUCCCGGGGACCAGCCUCCCGAGAACUCAUGCAGAGUGUGUGACGCUGCCAGAUCUGACCGCCGACAUCCACCGACCCAUCUCACCGACUUGAACAACCCUCACGACGUGACUUGUUGGAGAUCUGCUCCUAUCCCUCCGACUUCCUACGAUUCACCCCCUGACAACGUAUCUCUUACCUUAUCUCUCGGCAAGAAAUAUGAGUUGACUUAUGUGAGUCUGCAGUUCUGUCCCAAGGCCGCCCGACCUGACUCUGUAGCUAUCUACAAGAGUGCGGAUAACGGCGUAACCUGGCAGCCCUUCCAGUUUUACUCCAGCCAAUGCAGGCGCGUUUAUGGUAGACCUAACAAGGCUACUGUUACUGCUGCCAAUGAGCAGGAAGCGAGAUGCUCCGAUAGUCAUCGAUUGACUGGUGAGAGUUCUGGAGGAGCAAGGCUGGCAUUCAGCACCCUUGAGGGACGCCCGAGUGCUGCCAACUUCGACAUAUCACCAGUACUUCAGGACUGGGUCACUGCUACUGAUGUUAGAGUAGUUUUUAACCGUUUGCAUAUGGUUAACGAAGGAGAUGAAAUCGAUAACAAGAAGCAGGCAGCUCCGGGCAGUCAACAUUACGCGGUCUCGGACUUUGCGGUCGGUGGUCGAUGCAAGUGCAAUGGUCACGCUUCGAGAUGUAUUCCGAUGAAAGGCGCGGACGGUGCAGCUGCCGGAGGAGUGCAGCAGCUGACCUGUGACUGCAAGCACAACACGGCGGGCCGCGACUGCGAGCGCUGCAAGCCCUUCCACUUCGACAGACCCUGGGGACGCGCCACCGCACGGGAUGCCAACGAAUGCAAAGAAUGUAACUGCAACGGGCACGCGCGUCGCUGCCGGUUCAACAUGGAGCUGUACAAGCUGUCGGGCAGGGCAUCCGGGGGCGUGUGCCUCAAGUGCAGGCACUACACAGCAGGCAGGCACUGCCACUACUGCCGCGAGGGAUAUUACAGGGACCCCACCAAGCCUAUCACUCAUAAGAAGGCUUGCAAACCCUGCGACUGCCACCCAGUAGGAGCGAGUGGUAAGACCUGCAAUCAAACGAGCGGACAGUGUCCCUGCAAGGAUGGAGUCACCGGCACUACCUGCAACCGCUGCGCCAAAGGAUACCAGCAGUCACGCAGCCACAUCGCGCCUUGUAUACGUAUCCCUCGUGUGGUGACAGCAGUGCAGGCGAUGGAGGCGGUGGACGGCGACCCGGGCCGCGCAACGGAGCAGUGCGGCCGGUGUCGCGCCGCCGCUCGCACGCUAAAUCUCAACAAGUUCUGCAGCCGAGACUACGUCAUAAUGGGCAAGGUGGUGGGUCGCGAGGCGAGCGCGGCGGGCGACCAGUGGGUGCGGCUGGCGCUGAGCGUGCAGGCAGUGUACAAGCGCGCGCCGCGCAGUCGUCUGCGCCGCGGCGCCACCGCCCUGCACGUGCGCGCCGCGGACCUCGCCUGCAAGUGCCCUAAGAUCAAGAUCAACAAGUCAUACCUAAUCCUAGGAGUGGAAAAAGAGGGCGUGUCAGCCGGUUUUCCAGGGCUGACGGUCGGCGAGAGGACACUACUGCUGGAGUGGCGCGACGACUGGCACCGACGUAUCCGCCGGCUUCAACGGCGCGCGAUCAACUGCCAUUAGCGGACCGCCAUCUUGGAAUAGUGGGGAUAAAGCAACCAAUGAGAGCAAGUUCUCGUCGUAAUCCGUCGUUGCAAACAUACGUGAAUUGAUAAACGUAGUUGUUUUAACUGUUACUGCCAUAUACGUGCUGUCUAUAUAAAUUCAUAUAACAAUAAUAUAUUGUCUCAGGAAUUAACGUUGAUAUAUCAUAAGACUGAUUGUAAUCACUCUUCGACGCAUCUUCGUGUAAUUGAAAGGUGUUCUAGAUACAUAGUUUUAUGUCAAUUCCCAAUGUUGUGUCGAUAACCACAUGCUUAAAUACCAUAAACAUAUAGUUCUUAAAAGCAAGUGUUAAAUUGAAUGUUUUCGCAGUGAAGUUAUUCCUCUAAAUAAAUUAUAAGUCUGUGUGGGUAAUGCAAAUAGUGAACAUAUCGAAAAUACCUAAUUUUGUGACUGCAACUCGUAGGCCUAACUAUAAGCUUUAUAACCUCAGAAAUAUAAUCAAACCGUUAUAUGCAAGUCUUUGUAGUAGACUAUUGUCGUUCAAUUUACCAAUUUUCUAUAUAAAUAUUUAAUCAAAAACUUGUCCAUUUGAUUCAACAUUAAUUCCUGAGGCACACAAACGUUUACCUAGUCCGAUUUAGGAAUAACGUUAAUAAUAAUAACGAUAACUGUAGUCCCACUGUUAUUUACGACAAGUUUUUAUGCCAAAAAUGCAAGAGACAUUGGUUGGGGCACGCUAAAACUUGGUCCUUUGGGUCGCAACCUAACCUCUCCCUAAAUAUAAAAUAACUUGACAAUCUAACCUUGUGCAAAAUAAAAUAAAAUCCAUUAUAAGCGUGUCUCUACAUUAAUCAUAAAACAAAAACAUUCAAAUUUUUCCCAUCCUAGGAUUUCGUUAAAAAUUGUACAUUAUAAUAUUAUUAUUAUUAUUUAUUUUGAAUAGUUUAAUUUUAUAAGGCAAAACGUAAUUGUAUCGUUCCAUUUCUUGCAUUUUUUGUAUAAUUGUUAUAUUAUAUUGAAAAUGCUAAUGUUGAUAUUGUUUUAUGUGCUGUGGCUGCAUGGCGUCUCGGUGUCUGUCAAACUCGCAAAUAAUAAAAAAAAAUAUUCUACCCGGGCAUAAUAAAUUAGGUACUUGGAUGUAUAUCAAGCUAUAAAACCGACUCACAAAAUAACGUUGUAUGUAACGACAUGUCAUUUCUGCGUGACAUGACAUGUCAGUUUGACAGAUGACGUGAGUUGUGCGCGAUCGUACACGUUAGUUGUAGGACACAUUCGGAGAUGAAUCACCACAUAGUCACAAUGGUUUAACGUACCUCAUUUAUAUUAUAAAACUUAUCACUAAGGUUAAGUGUUUAAUUUAUAUCGUUAGCGCUUAGAUUUUAUACACUUUAAGCUAAAAAUAUCAAUCUCUCUACCUAUGUGUUCGUAUUUUUCUCUUUUCUUUUUUUUCUGUAAAUUAAAUGAUUUAAAUAUUAGAUCUUGCCAAAGUAACAUUUUUAUUUUGUAUAGAGUACUUAGUUUCCUCUGUGGAAUGUCUUCGCUGUCGAGGGCAUAACUUGAACAAAUGCGUCGCCUAACUAAGGUAUGUACAGUAUUACUAGCUUUACUAAGGAAAUAAUAAUAAGCAGCCUUAUUUUUGAAAAAGUACAAUCAACGACAACCUUAAAAUAAAAAUUAUAAAGUCACUUUUAAUGUCUAUACAGCAAAUACCAUAAUCAUAAUUUAUUUCUUUUCCCAUUGAGGCUCAACAAAAACCGUACAAUCACGCAACAAAAGCCAUUCACUGGUAAUACAAAAAAAUUAAACAACUCAAUCGGGUAUAUAAAGUCAGAAAAUAUGCGUAAUCGUUCACAAUUGACCCGUCAACGUUAUUUAUGCUAUCUCCUCGGGCCCGGCUGAGUAUACAAUGGUAUAAAUCAUCUCGAACAUUUUACAAUAAUCAAUGUUCUACUUGUAUGCCGCGGCUAAAUCGGCUGAAAGAGUGCUUUUAAGAAUAAGCAGUGUCAUGAAUCAAACUUAUAAGUAGUUCAUCCCACUAUAACAUGAUAAAAAAAAAUUCAAAUAAAUAAUUCAUUUAGUGGCCAGAUACACAAUAUGAUUGUACUUUUUUCAAAAACCAAGGAACAUAAUAAUUAUAGAUAAAAUAAAUAUUUAAAAAACGAUUUAGAAGUUUCGCUUGAACGUACUACGGAUUGUAAAAAGUGUAUUUAGUUGUAGAUUGAACUAUUAACCUGUUUCUAGUUACGCAUAUCUUUAGAUUUCAUAUUUAUUUUAAGUUAUAUUUUGGCGUCAUAUCAUCUGAUUUCGAAAAUAUUUAAAUGUUAUUUAAAAAGUAUAAUAAAAUUAACGGAAAAUUAACUUGUUCUAUUUUGACGACUUAUUUAAAUGAAAACGCCAAAAUUUAAUUUAAAAUAUGGAAAAUAUAAUUAU
This is a messenger RNA of Spodoptera litura, 4323 nucleotides long. It is a transcript of the gene NetA, whose product is annotated as Netrin-A. Gene Ontology annotation, molecular function: protein binding. Gene Ontology annotation, cellular component: basement membrane. The record is from RefSeq and is a predicted model, not a curated record. Gene Ontology annotation, biological process: dendrite development; tissue development; animal organ morphogenesis. NCBI's taxonomy places the organism in Eukaryota, Metazoa, Arthropoda, Insecta, Lepidoptera, Noctuidae.